Messenger RNA from Colletotrichum truncatum, 1281 nucleotides. RefSeq lists its product as uncharacterized. Gene Ontology annotation, molecular function: glycosyltransferase activity. Gene Ontology annotation, cellular component: Golgi membrane. Lineage: Eukaryota; Fungi; Ascomycota; Sordariomycetes; Glomerellales; Glomerellaceae. Gene Ontology annotation, biological process: GPI anchor biosynthetic process. The record is from RefSeq and is a predicted model, not a curated record.
AUGCAGCUACAUGCUCCUCCAGGGCGCUUCGCCCUCAGCAUACUUCACAAAUAUUCCGCCCCAAUUAUUACGUUAGCUGGGAGCGCUUUGCUCUGGCUGACGGCAUUCGUGGCAUUCCGACAAACGCUUUGGCGCGAUCCGCAUACGGCUUUCUUCCAGGACAAGACGGUAUACAAUCUGGGCUAUAGUCUGAUACGACAGGAUGAAGGGCGGUCGUUAAUCACAGAAGCUGAGCGCCAUCCGCCGGCGGCUUUGGACAGAUCUCGCUCGCCGGCUCCGGUCCUCUGCGCUGGAAUCACCACGUUCAAAAGGGAUAGGCAGUAUCUCAAUGAUACCAUCGGCUCCAUGCUCGCGGGGCUGACGCCGGAAGAGAGAAGUGCGCUCGAUGUCCGUGUGCUUUUCACCCACGCACAGCCAGAAAAGCACCCCGAUUGGAACAAGCAGUGGUUGGGUUUGGUGGACCAGUGGUCAGGUUACAACGUAUCGAAGGAACAACUGAAGCAGUUGCAGGAAUGGGAGGACAAAGCCGAUUAUUACGCAAAGGGCGUCUGGGACUAUGUCUAUAUGAUCCAGCAAUGCCUGCUGUCCGAGGCUCCCUACAUUGCCAUCUUUGAGGACGACAUCAUUUUCGCGGAUGGAUGGCUCUCCAAGACAUUUCAGGGCCUAGCCGAUCUACGCGACCAAACAUCCUGGCUAUACCUUCGCCUCUUCUAUACCGAGACCUCCCUCGGCUGGGAGGAAAACGUCGAUUUCUGGUACGGGCACAUGACCCUGACGUUCGGCCUGGCCAUGGUGUCAGGACUGCUGGUACUCCUCGUCCUACGUCGGCUGUCACGUCUCCGAAGGGUUAUGGACAACACAACUAUCGCCGUUCUCGUCCUGGUUACGAUACCUGCCUUCACCGCAUUGGUGUUCAUGGUCGGGAAAUACAACCUUAUGCCUCUGCAUGGUGUGGUGAAAAUGGACAAGUGGGGUUGCUGCACUCAAGCACUCGUGUUUCCUCGGAAUCAAAUCGACGGACUUCUUGACAUGCUUUCAACCAAGGCAGGGCAGACGGACUCGUUGAUUGAGGACUACGCGGAUGCCGCCAGUCUUCAGCGCUACGCGCUCGCGCCACAGGUUGUGCAGCAUGUCGGGCUUGUAUCAAGCAGGACCAACACAGAAUUGAACACCAAGAGUACUUGGGCUUUCUGGUUUGAGGCCCAAAACCCAGCUGCCUUGAAAGCUGAACACAAGCAGCUGGCAAAAGUGGGAAGUAUAUGGCGAGGAACGUCUACCUGA